Daucus carota subsp. sativus is the source of this 707-nucleotide messenger RNA. RefSeq names its product bet1-like protein At4g14600. The record is from RefSeq and is a predicted model, not a curated record. Bases 181 to 534 code for a protein of 117 amino acids. NCBI's taxonomy places the organism in Eukaryota, Viridiplantae, Streptophyta, Magnoliopsida, Apiales, Apiaceae. The transcript is spliced from 4 exons.
GAUUGCUAAAACGCGGCCAACCCGAUACGUUCGGACCCGACAUACAAUACCUGGUUUUCCCACAAAACAGUAAAAUCAGAAAAUUAGGUUAGCAAAAUUCGAUACACAAAUCAAUUCUCCCCUCAUCGAAAAUGGCAGCAUCUACUAGUGGCGGUGCUUACAGAUCCAGGUUUAAUAUCCAUGUAUAGACAAGGAUUAUCAACGAGAUCAGUAGCGAGCAGUUCCGAUGAGAUUCAAUUGCGUAUCGAUCCUAUGCAAGCUGAUUUCGAUGACGAGAUCUCUGGCCUUCGUGGCCAAGUUAGACAGCUCAGAAAUGUUGCUCAGGAGAUCCAUUCAGAAGCAAAAUUUCAGAAUGAUGCUAUUAACCAGCUGCAAAUGCUUCUUAUUAAAGCUCAAGCCGGAGUGAAGAACAAUGUGAGGAAAUUGAACAAGAGUAUUGUCCAGAGCGGGUCUAGUCAUGUUGUGCAUGUGAUUCUCUUCGCCCUAGUUUUGUUUUUUGUAGUCUACAUGAUAUCCAAAGUUUCACGUAAAUGAGAUAAAGUGAAUCAAACAUAAUGUACUUCUGCUGCUGAAACUUCUGUAAAUAGAUACAAGAAGAUUACAAUUUCAAAACUUUACUAAGGAGGUGAAGCUGAUGUAGUUGAGCUUCAUGACCUUUGUUCUCUUUGGCUUGAUUGUUCUUGAGUCUGUCCCAGUUUGAGACUCCA